Messenger RNA from Drosophila santomea, 929 nucleotides. Its product is annotated as venom allergen 3. The transcript is spliced from 3 exons. Lineage: Eukaryota; Metazoa; Arthropoda; Insecta; Diptera; Drosophilidae. The coding region runs from base 19 to 852 and encodes 277 amino acids. The record is from RefSeq and is a predicted model, not a curated record.
GUUUCGACACUGUGAAAGAUGAAGCUCUUGUGUUUUUUGGUGAUUGUAGCCGAACUGAAAAUUCAUACUAGCAACACUGUAUUCAGAACUCGGUGGCCCACUUAUGUCCAGAAAAUACACUACAAUAAUCCAGUGAAGCCACCCGAUUACUGCAAUUCCGCCAUUUGUCCGCCAAACAAGAAGCACAUUACCUGCGGCAUAAAAUUCUGGUCACCGAGAUGCGGUAAAGACCACGAGGGCGUUAGGAUGACCGAUUAUCGAGCUGAUAUCGUGCGGAAUGUGAACAACUUCCGGAGGCAAGUGGAGAGGGGCCUGGGCAUUCUCCCCAAAGCGGGCAAAUUGAAGAACAUCAAAUGGGACGACGAGCUGGCCGUGAUGGCGAUGCGGGUGUCCAAUCAGUGCCACGAGCACUCCACCUCACCCUGUGUAAAUACGUUCCUCUACAAGGAUGUGGGCGAGUCCUCCGAUUUCGUUAAGAUCAACCAAGUUUCCAAGGGCUUCAACGUUAUCAGCUUCCUUAAUUUGUGGUUUAGCUACCACAAGAUGAUGAAGCGCAGCUAUGUGAGAAGCUUUCCCGACAUUUCCCCGCAGGACCACCUAAUGGUCUUCGCCAAUCUGAUCUACGAGAAGAACAAGAAGAUCGGCUGCGGAAUGCUCAAGUCCGGCAAGGGGCGCUACCUCACCUGCCUCUUCGAUAAGAAAAUCAAGCCGCACGAGCCGCUCUACUACACUCGUUUGGCUCGCACCAAUACAUCUGACUACUACUACGAAGACCAAGCGCUAGAAUCGAAUGGUAGUAGCACAGAAGCAACUGUAUCCACUGUAGCAACUGCAGAGACCAUUGAUAUUUGAAUUGAAUGUAACUUGGCUUAAUCCGAUGAAUUCAAUUCAUUUGGCUAGCACAUUAAAAGCCAGAAAAAUCUAGAAAA